This is a messenger RNA of Emys orbicularis (European pond turtle), 1092 nucleotides long. Its product is annotated as sushi, nidogen and EGF-like domain-containing protein 1. Gene Ontology annotation, biological process: cell-matrix adhesion. Bases 1 to 1092 code for a protein of 363 amino acids. The transcript has 7 exons. Lineage: Eukaryota; Metazoa; Chordata; Testudines; Emydidae. The record is from RefSeq and is a predicted model, not a curated record.
AUGUGCCUAGCAUCUGGUGGACCUCACUACAUCUCCUUCGACUUCCAGGGCUCCUCCACUUACACCUUAGUCAAGGUCUGCAGCAGCGACCCCUGGCUGGAGGAAUUCUCCGUGGUGGUAGAGAACAAGAGCUCUGGUGGUGGCCUCAUGGCUCUGAUGAGGAUGGUUGUGGUCUCUGUCCAUGGUUACACGGUCACCUUGGAGAGACGGAGGAAGAGCAAGGUCGCAUCCAGCUGCUGUUUCACUCGCACAUCCCAACCCAGCGGCUCCCAAUCGAAGCGACUGGCCGAGAUGAAAACCCCCCUCGCUUUCCUGCUGCUGCUGCUGGGGUUGGUGCUGCCCGCCCCUGUGGAGAUGGCAGAAGACUCCCUGCUGUAUCCCUAUGGACCAGCCCAGGGCGACCAGCAGAACCCCAAAGCUGAUGAUGGGGCAUCACCGGAGAUCCCCAUCUCCAUGACCUUCACCUUCUAUGGCAAGGAGCACCAUUCCCUCUACGUGAACAACAAUGGCGUGGUGUCCUUCGGCGUGUCCGUCUCCCAGUACACCCCCGACCCCUUCCCCUUGGCUGAUGGCCGACCCUUUGUGGCCCCCUACUGGGGCGAUGUGAACAACAACCUGAGUGGGGACGUCUACUACCGGGAGACCCAGAACCCCGAGCUGCUGCGCCGCCUCACCAGAGACAUCAACCAGUACUUCCCGGAGAUCCCCUUCACUGCCACGUGGGCCUUCGUGGCCACCUGGGACCGUGUGGCCUACUACGGCUCCACCUCCCAGAAGGUGAACACAUUUCAGGCUGUGCUGGCAAACGACGGCAAAGUCACCUUCAUCAUGCUGAACUAUGGCACGAUCCAGUGGACCACGGGCACAGCGAGUAGAGGAGACGCCAACACCGGCCUAGGGGGCACUCCCGCCCAGGCUGGCUUCAACAGCGGCGACGACAAAAACUUCUACAACAUCCCGGGCUCCCGCACAGACGCCAUCCUCCACAUUGGGCAGACAAGCAAUGUCGGGGUUCAGGGCCGCUGGGUCUUCCAGGUGAAUGAUUUCAAGGUGACAGGAGUCCCCACCGAGAGCAGCGACUGCUGGCUAUAA